UGCCACGUGCUGAUUCCGUAGUACUGUCUAAAUGCACAUGAUUUCGUAUCGAUAAAGGAAAUCAAGUUCGCGUCGCGUCUACUGUAACAUCAAAGAUUAAAGAAAAAAGAAGGGUCAGCACCGAGCACAUGAUUAAGAAACUCCCACUCUAAGCUACUACUAUACUACGAGAGUGCAUGGAAAAUAGAAAUAUAUAACUUCUGGGCACCCGAAACAAGAAAAGAGAAAAAACAUCACCAAAAUGACAAUGAUGGGAAACACAUUGUUAACGUUGUUAUUGCUAUCCUCAGUUUUCUCAAUAGCCUCAUCAAGAAGAUCAAGACAUUCCAACAGCAACAUAGAUUGGUGGUGCAACCAAACCCCACACCCCGAGCCAUGCAAAUACUACAUGAUGAAACAAAGCUACUACCACCAUCACAAACUCAAACACAAAUCCGAAUUCCGCAAAAUUCUGAUCCACUUGGCCUUGGAGAGAGUAGUGAUCAUGCGAAGGCAAGCACGUGAGUUAGGGCAAAACAGGAUCACCAAGAAGCAGAAAUCAGUGUUCCGUGAUUGUUUGAAGCUCUAUGACAACACCAUCUUCCAUCUAAACCGUACCCUUCAAGGCCUUCACGUUAAGAAGAGUUGUUCACCCUUCGAUGCACAAACGUGGCUCAGCACAGCUAGCACAAACAUCGACACAUGUCAACACGGGGCCUUAGAGCUUGGCAUUCGAGAUUUCAUCUUUCCAAGUGAGAGAUUCAACGUGACGGAGAUUAUAAGCAAUAGCUUAUACGUGAAUUGGGCUUUCCUGAAACACGAAAAGGUUCGUUACACAGCAGAUGCAGAUGAUGGUGAUGCUUUUCCAAGGUGGUUUUCAUUGCAUGAGAGGAGGCUUUUGUUGUCUUCUAAAAUUAGGGCACAUCUUGUUGUGGCCAAAGAUGGUUCUGGACACUUCAGGAGUGUUCAAGCUGCUAUCAAUGCCGCGGCUAGGAGAAGGUUCAAGAGCAGGUUUAUUAUACAUGUUAAGAAAGGAGUUUAUAGAGAGAAUAUUGAGGUUGACAAGACCAACGACAAUGUAAUGUUGGUUGGUGAUGGCAUCAGGAAUACCAUAAUAACAAGUGGCAGAAGCGUUCAAGAUGGUUAUACCACCUAUAGCUCCGCAACAGCAGGAAUUGAUGGUGUUCAUUUCAUUGCACGUGACAUUACCUUCAGAAACACUGCGGGUCCUCGCAGGGGUCAAGCUGUGGCACUUCGAUCAGCCUCUGAUCUCUCUGUGUUCUAUCGGUGUUCCAUCGAAGGGUACCAAGACACUCUCAUGGUCCAUGCACAACGACAAUUCUACAGAGGAUGUUACAUCUAUGGCACCGUUGACUUCAUUUUCGGCAACGCCGCUGUUGUUUUUCAAAACUGUAUCAUUCUCGUAAGAAGGCCCUUAAAUGGCCAAGCAAACAUGAUCACGGCCCAAGGCCGAGAUGACCCAUUUCAAAACACUGGGUUUUCGAUUCACAACUCUCAGAUCAGGGCCGCCCCGGACUUCAGGCCCGUUUCUGGCAUGUUCAACACCUUCUUGGGCCGCCCUUGGCAGCGGUACUCGAGAGUUGUGGUCAUGAAAACUUUCUUGGAUAACUUAGUGAGCCCAAUGGGCUGGUCUCCGUGGGGCAACACGAAUUUUGCUUUGAACACUCUCUAUUAUGGAGAGUACAGAAACUUUGGGCCGGGGUCAUCCACAAGGAACAGGGUUCGAUGGCCCGGUUUUCAUUCUAUAACAAGCCCAAGUGAGGCAUCAAGUUUCACCGUUGCGAACCUUCUUGCUGGGCGCACAUGGUUGCCUGCUACUGGUGUGCCAUUCACUUCUGGCCUUUAGUCAUUGUCUUGCGCUAAGCUCAAUUAAGUUGAUGACAUUCAAUUCGUUGGAAUUAAGUGUCUACAAACAACACCAUAUUCUUUUGUA
Molecule: messenger RNA, 1933 nt
Organism: Cajanus cajan (pigeon pea)
Lineage: Eukaryota; Viridiplantae; Streptophyta; Magnoliopsida; Fabales; Fabaceae
Product: putative pectinesterase/pectinesterase inhibitor 33
Biological process (GO): cell wall modification
Molecular function (GO): pectinesterase activity; enzyme inhibitor activity
Source: RefSeq, a predicted model, not a curated record